Molecule: messenger RNA, 2650 nt
Organism: Owenia fusiformis
Lineage: Eukaryota; Metazoa; Annelida; Polychaeta; Sabellida; Oweniidae
Source: the annotation of a GenBank genome assembly
CUUCCGGUAUUUAGAAUGGAGUUUGGAUAAAUUAUUACAGCAUUAUUGGUGUGUAAUGAGCCUCUUGGUAGACGUCGCAAGAUAACAUGUAUCCUUGGCUUCAAAGUACUUUAUUAGCAGCAGCCAAAUUCAUGGGGAAUAUUAUACAGAGUCGACUCCCGUCCAGCUACGUGGAGCGGUACACAGUAGAUGUCCUUCAAAAACCAGACAUCAAGCUCACUGAUGUUGAGAUCACUGACAUUGCCAAUGCAGCAGAAAAACUCAAGGAGGCAAUUGUUCAAAAUGCUUCGAAAAAUGAAAUCCAUAAUUUAGUUGUGAAUGUUCCGAAUUUGGCCCAUAUAUUAGGAUACAGGGACAAUGAAGGUUACAACGCACUUCAACAUGCUGUGAUAGUAAAUAGAGCUGAUAUAGUCAGCUAUCUCAUAGAAAUUGGAUCUGAUAUUAAUAAUCCCAUAUGUGGCAGGCCAUUGCAUUUAGCAUGUAAAUUGGGGCACCUUGAGAUUAUCAACAAACUCCUUAGACUUGGUGCAGACACUAAUGUUAUAUCCUGUGUCUGCUACCCAGAAAAGCACAAGAAGUAUGAGUAUCGAUACAAUGAAAUAAUGAAGAACUGGUCAAAGUUUUGUCACUUUGAUGUAUACUCUAAGGCCAGUGAGAGUGCCCAGUUUGAUUACCCAGUGUAUUACGCUAUAGCAUCAGGACGUGUGCAAUGCCUCAAGCUUCUAUUGGAAGAGUAUGGUUGUGACACUGAACUUAUGCAUGACAUUCCUAUGCUGCAUAUUGCAUGUGCUCUAGGCUCAUACCAAUGUAUGAAAUAUUUCUGCAAGAACAGUCCAGGAGAUAUUAACAGACAAGACAAUAAAGGUCUCUACCCGAUACACUAUGCGCUAGCCCAGGGAAAGGCAUUUGCAGAGUUCUUAGUUCUCCAAGGUGCCAGUGUCCAAGUUAAAACACCCCAGAAGGAGACUUUACUUCAUGUAUUGUACAAGAAUUGCAACCCUUUCCACCCAAUUGCAGAGAUUACAGAGUACCUGCUAAGCUGUGGGUUGCACAUGAAUAUCAACACAGCAGACAGUGAGGGAAAUACAGCAUUGAAUGUUCUCCUCCGAUAUGUUCACAUCCAAGCGGAAUAUCUCGUCCAGGUUGAGGGAGUGAAAUUAAUCCAGAAGAGACCAGAAACCUAUGAUGAUGAACUUAUCCGAUGUAUCAAUCUCCUUCUCGAUGCUAAUGCCAAUCCAAAUAUCAUCAAUAAGCAGGGAAACACGGCGAUGCAUGUAUUGAUGGACACUCCGGAGAUGCCUCAGGCCCAGCCCAGCUUGUACUUAGAGAGCAUGCGGCCACCUCAUGGUGAACAACGAUUCAACCAUCCACUUGCCCUGAAGAUAAUGGUGCUUCUCAUAAAUAAUGGUUCUAACCCAAACUACCUGAAUAAGAAAGAAAAGAGUGUAGUUGAUCUGUUACUCCUCAAUGGAUUUCAGAUGAUCUUCUUGAAAUACUCACCUCGCAAGGAAGAAGUUGAUAUUAUAUGUCAGAUGCUUGUCUUACUUCAUGGUAAGGGCUUCAAUUAUAGCUCCCAGGCCAAUGGACUUCUACCACAUAAACUUUUAGAAUAUUUCAACCGUGUGGAGAAUCACUAUGUAUCUCUAUUACAUACUCAUAAUCCAUACUUUGAAGGCAGAGAUCUGUUUCAAGAGUAUGCAUCUAGUCUAUAUGAGAUCCUUCAGGUUCUGUUGAAUUGUGGCUGUGACCCUAAUACAAUCCCUACAGGACCAUUGGCCACCCCAUUCAGACCCCCAAAUGUUGCCCUGGAAGCUUGGUACUUCAAAUUUGUUAAUUGUCCAAGCCAUAUCCCAUUCCACCUUGUUAAGAAUAUCAUCUGCUUGUUCUUGCGAUUUGGGGCUAACCCACAAAUGGGGUUACCCUGGCCCCCGAUUCUGUACCACGCAACUGCCAUGUUGAGCUCAGGACAGUAUGAUCGCUAUAAACCAGAAGAAUGGCAGGAGAUUAUAAACAUAGUGUUCACAUCAACAUGUCCAGGGAUCAAGGUGGAAGCUGUUCCACCCAAACCUAAAAUAAUGACAGAUAGGGGGAAGCACCAGCCAAGGUCAUUAAAACAGCUCUCCAGGUCUGCCAUCUAUCUGGCCAUGAGGCGCAGAUUGGCAGGGCGUGUCGAAAUCUUGCCAAUACCAGAGGUAUUGAAAGAUUAUUUACUCAGUUUUGAGGCUUAAUUUCUGUUCAGUAAAUGGGUUGUGAGAUAUACUAAUGUGGGUAUGACAACAGUGUAUAUAGAGAAUGGUAGUUAUUAUUGAUUUGCAGUUAUCACUUUCAGCAUUCAACUAACUGGGUGCUUCACCUAGAUGAGAAUUUGGAAAAUCAUGAAAAUGUUCUGACCUAUUGUUAUGGUCAAGUAACCAAGUUUGGCAUUGUCAAAAAUAGACUUUGUAAUCUACACUGAAUUCUACAUUGAAGUUUUGAGAUGCUUCCUAAUCUCCAUGCAUGCUAUAUCUUCUAAUUAAGUUCUAAUAUAAAAGUUCUAUAAACAAUCUUCAAAAAACAUGUUAAUCAGUUAUGAGAUAGCCAUGCUCCACUAUAGCCAUCACAUUGAAGAUUAUAUAGUGGAUCUAUCAUACAUAUACAUCAUAUUUAUUCA